UUUGUUUAAUUAAUAUAACAACAUUCCAACCUUGUUCAGCUUUACCUAGUCCAAAUAUGGCAUUAUUCCACUAUUUGUAUCCGUUUGCAUCAGAUUCAAUAUGGGACUCUUAUUCUGAAGGCGAACUGCAAAUUCCAUUGUGGCUCAUCCUUAUUGUGGCUAACUUCACACCGGUGCUUUUCCGACGGGAUAAAACAAUCACCCGCAAGGUGUACUGUCUCAAACAGAAUACCGAGAAGAGCAACGGUCGGUAGUCGAACCACACUAGAACCGGAAAAAAAACCCAACUCAAAACCUGUCAGACCAUUGGACAAGUGAACUCGAACCAAAUCUGAGAGAAAACGGGACCUUUGUUUUUAGAAGCAGCAGGGAGCCGAACCGGAGGAAAGAUGAGUUUUCUGCCCUACUUCUCUGCUGAGACCUGGACACUCCUGGCCCUCCUCAUCACCCUCAUAGUGGUGUAUGGAUACUGGCCCUAUGGUGUAUUCACUAAGAUGGGGAUCCCUGGACCCAAACCCCUACCUUACUUUGGCACAAUGAUGGAGUAUAAAAAGGGUUUCACUAACUUUGACACAGAGUGCUUUCAGAAGUACGGGAGAAUCUGGGGGAUCUAUGAUGGGAGGCAGCCUGUUCUGUGUAUCAUGGACAAAAGCAUGAUCAAGACCAUCCUGAUUAAAGAGUGUUAUAGCAUCUUCACCAACCGCAGGAACUUCCGUCUGAACGGAGAGCUGUUUGAUAAUUAUUACAACUGUCCUCCAUGUUUUAGAACUUCCAUCUGA
Molecule: messenger RNA, 779 nt
Organism: Coregonus clupeaformis (lake whitefish)
Lineage: Eukaryota; Metazoa; Chordata; Actinopteri; Salmoniformes; Salmonidae
Product: cytochrome P450 3A27-like
Exons: 5
Coding region: 390-779 (129 amino acids)
Molecular function (GO): oxidoreductase activity, acting on paired donors, with incorporation or reduction of molecular oxygen, reduced flavin or flavoprotein as one donor, and incorporation of one atom of oxygen; iron ion binding; steroid hydroxylase activity
Source: RefSeq, a predicted model, not a curated record